Messenger RNA from Diospyros lotus (date-plum), 2072 nucleotides. Its product is annotated as WRKY transcription factor 1. Lineage: Eukaryota; Viridiplantae; Streptophyta; Magnoliopsida; Ericales; Ebenaceae. The record is from RefSeq and is a predicted model, not a curated record. Gene Ontology annotation, molecular function: DNA-binding transcription factor activity; sequence-specific DNA binding. The transcript is spliced from 5 exons. Bases 305 to 1780 code for a protein of 491 amino acids. Gene Ontology annotation, biological process: regulation of DNA-templated transcription.
AAAACCCCCCUCCCCCCCCCCCCCCCCUCUCUCUCUCUGGCGUACGGUGCACUUGAGGAUAGGUAAUUCUGGCCUUGCUGACACUGAACGCACUUUCAGCUGCUCUCCGGCGGCUCCGACCGCAGCUCCGGCGUCAUCGACGGCCCCGAUCGUCCGGCGAUUCGAGGAGGAAGAUUGUUAUCAACUGCUAGUGUGAAUUUUCCGAGCAAGUUCGAGGUCAAUCUGGCUUCAAUAAUUUCAACCAUCUUCACAAGUUAAGAGAGUGAGUACUGAAUCUACCUUUGACGGCUCCCUCUUUACUUCCAUGGUUAUUUUGGGGGAAGCUGUCCAAGAUGACGUUGCUUCUGAUAAAGCACAGCAAAGAGAGAGCCCCAACUCUGGAAGCCACGAGUCAGAGUCACAAUGCAAUCAAGAAGGAAAUACUCAUGCUGUAUUGCCUGAGAAAGAAUCAGGUGAAUUGCAGAACGCUCAGGACACUAAAAUUGAGUUUUCUGCAUCACAAUGCACUGAAGAGGGAAUAACUCCCUGUAUAGAAACUGAGAAAGUAUUGGACAAUGUUCAAGAAAGACAGAGCUCUUCUAGUACUUCUAGGGAUCAGGCAUCCCAAUCCAGUCAAGAAGGGACCCAUCCAUCUGUAGAACAGAGAGAGAUUCCUGAUAGUACAAGUAGGGAUCACGCAUCCAAAACCAAUCAAGAUGGAAACUCUCCCUCUAUAAUAUCUGAUCAGUUACGGGAUGAUUUACAGCAGAGACCGAUAUCGGAUACUGGAUCGUGUGCACUACAGUCUAAUCACGAAGGUAAAAGCCCUUCUCAAAUGCCCAAGAAAGUGCCAGACAAUUUACAGCUUACACAAAGCCUUAAAACUGGGCCUCACAAGUUACAACGGGAUCAAGAAGGAAGGACUCCCUCCAGAAUACCUGAUAAAGCAUCACACGAUGGAUAUAACUGGAGGAAAUAUGGGCAGAAGCUUGUUAAAGGAAAUGAAUUUAUCCGGAGCUAUUACAGAUGUACACAUCCUAAUUGCCCAGCAAAAAGGCGGGUGGAACGCUCCCAAGGUGGGGUGAUUGUGGAUAAUAUUUACUUGGGUAAGCAUGAACAUCCUAAACCUCAAGCUAGUCCCCAAAUAGCUGUUGGGCUUCUACCACCCAUCCCAACAAGAGCAGAAGAACCUUUGGCUAUUGAAGAGGAUAAAUUAUCAAGUCCACAUGGUUCGACAUCUCAUCAAACUGAACCUAUGGAAACCCCUGAACCUCCUAUCAUCACUCCAACUGAUGAUACAGUGGAAUGUGCGACUUCACAAUCUAAUAGAUUAAGAGAUGAGGUUCAUGAUAGUGGCAAUUCAGAAUCAAAGAAACAGUAUGCCAAAACGAAGAGAGAGAUUUGUAUCAUUGACAAGACUCCAGAAGAGAAGCCAACUGUUGAUCCAAGGGUGGUUGUUCAAACUGUUGGGGAUGGUGAGGUUGAUAUAGUGAAUGAUGGCUACCGCUGGCGCAAAUAUGGACAGAAACUAGUUAAGGGCAAUCCGAACCCAAGGAGUUACUACAGGUGCUCAAAUGCUGGUUGCCCAGCAAAAAAACAUGUGGAGAGGGCAUCCUAUAAUCCAAAAUCAGUUAUUACCACGUAUGGAGGACAGCACGACCAUGACAUGCCCCCUGCUAGAACUGUUACCCCUAACACCACAGGAGCCAGUACUAAUAUAACAGCCCACAAAGCUGAGUCAGAAUCUAGACCUGAGGAAAAGAGUGCAGUUGUACUCGACAUGGCAGUUCACGCAAACUGAGCAACAAGCAAGUGAUCAGGAAUUGUCUAAGCUCAACUUGGAUUCUGAUUGCUGUUGAAGUAGCAUGAGCAGGCUCUUAACAAUGGUGGAUUAUUGACCCGAGUUUGUUGGCAUGCAUAUAGGGAAUGCAUUCUUCUUCUUCUUCUUCGCCUUGUGUUUUUAUUUACUCUCUAUUUUUCGGGGAUGGUUUACCCCUAGAACUCUGAUUUGAGCCAUGUCUCUAAUUGGUAACAAGUGGGAGUCCUAUAGGCUGUAAAAUUAUUUCAAGAAAAUAAAAUGUAGUAGUUGCAUA